Manis pentadactyla (Chinese pangolin) is the source of this 1693-nucleotide messenger RNA. It is a transcript of the gene TXNDC5, whose product is annotated as thioredoxin domain containing 5. The record is from RefSeq and is a predicted model, not a curated record. NCBI's taxonomy places the organism in Eukaryota, Metazoa, Chordata, Mammalia, Pholidota, Manidae. The transcript has 10 exons. Gene Ontology annotation, cellular component: endoplasmic reticulum. The coding region runs from base 55 to 1347 and encodes 430 amino acids. Gene Ontology annotation, molecular function: protein disulfide isomerase activity. Gene Ontology annotation, biological process: protein folding.
GGCGGCGCCGAGGGGACCGGCGGCCCUGGCGAGAGCGCGCCCAGCCCCGCCGCGAUGCCCGCGCGCCCCGGACGCCUCCUCCCGCCGCUGCCCCGGACGCUGGCCCUGGCCGCGCUGCUGCUCCCGCUGCUGCUGGGCGAUGGCGGCGGCGGGCGCCGGGGCGCCUGGGCGCAGGAGCCGGGCGCGGGCGGGCCCCCGGAGGCGGACGGCGGGACCGAGGAAGACCCGCACGCCAAGCACCUGUACACGGCCGACAUGUUCACGCACGGGAUCCAGAGCGCCGCGCACUUCGUCAUGUUCUUCGCGCCCUGGUGUGGACACUGCCAGCGGCUGCAGCCAACAUGGAACGACCUGGGAGACAAGUACAACAGCAUGGAAGAUGCCAAGGUCUUCGUGGCUAAAGUGGACUGCACGGCUGAGUCGGACGUGUGCUCUGCUCAGGGGGUGCGAGGAUACCCCACCUUGAAGUUUUUCAAGCCUGGCCAAGAAGCUGUGAAGUACCAGGGUCCUCGGGACUUCCAGACGCUGGAGACCUGGAUGCUGCAGACCCUGAGCGAGGAGCCCGCCACCCCAGAGCCAGAGGUGGAACCACCACGCGCGCCGGAGCCGGAGCAGGGGCUGUAUGAGCUCUCAGCCAGCAACUUUGAGCUGCACGUCGCACAGGGUGACCACUUUAUCAAGUUCUUCGCUCCAUGGUGUGGUCACUGCAAAGCUCUGGCUCCAACCUGGGAACAGCUGGCUCUGGGCCUUGAACAUUCUGAAACUGUCAAGAUUGGCAAGGUUGAUUGUACGCAGCACUAUGAACUCUGCUCAGGUAACCAGGUUCGGGGCUACCCUACUCUUCUCUGGUUCCGAGAUGGCAAAAAGGUUGAUCAGUACAAAGGAAAGCGGGAUUUGGAGUCGCUGAGAGAGUAUGUGGAUGCACAGCUGCAGAGUAUGGAGGGGGACGCCCCAGAGACCAUCAAGCCUUCCGAGGCCCCAGUGCUGGCCACAGAGACCACGGCUGACAAGGGCAUCGUGUUGGCACUCACAGAAAGUAACUUCGAUGACACCAUUGCAGAAGGAAUAACCUUCAUCAAGUUUUAUGCUCCGUGGUGUGGUCAUUGUAAGAAUCUGGCUCCUACUUGGGAGGAACUCUCUAGAAAGGAAUUCCCUGGUUUGGCAGAGGUCAAGAUCGCUGAAGUGGACUGUACCGCUGAGCGGAACAUUUGCAGCAAGUACUCGGUACGAGGAUAUCCCACUCUGUUACUUUUCCGUGGAGGAGAAAAAGUCAGUGAGCACAGUGGAGGCAGAGACCUUGACUCACUGCACCACUUUGUUCUGCGCCAGGCAAAAGACGAACUAUAAAGACGCAGGUGGGAGUCACCUCUACUGCCUGGCCUCCUGUGCCCAGCACAGGAGCUAAGUCACGUGGGUGUUGCUGAGUUUCAAACGGUGGUUUUUCAGAAAGCUGAAUGUACUCAACUUGUGGUAUCUUCUUUGUGUGUGUGUGUGCGUGUGUGUGUGUGUAUGUGUGUCUUUAAGCCAACACACUCUACUGAUUCUUUAUUAAGUUUCUCUAAGUAAACAUGUAACUCAUGAUUCCUUUGCAAACCAAAUAUUUUCAGUGGCAAUCUGUCAUCCCCUUUAACCUUCUCUUGAUGAAAUCUAAAUGGUUUCCUUUGAGACUAAAAUAGAGUUGAGGAAAGUCAAA